AUGGCGGCCACGAUACCCGGCGUCUGCUGGGUCCGCGCCGCCGCAGCUCUGCUCCUAGGCUGCUGCGGCGCAGCGCUCGCCAGCGGCGUCCAGGAUCAAGCAGAACAGUUCUUCAGAAGCGGACAUACAAAUAAUUGGGCAGUUUUGGUGUGUACCUCUCGAUUCUGGUUUAAUUAUCGUCAUGUGGCAAAUACUCUUUCAGUAUAUAGAAGUGUCAAGAGACUGGGCAUUCCUGAUAGCCACAUUGUCCUGAUGCUGGCAGAUGAUAUGGCAUGUAAUCCCAGAAAUCCCAAACCAGCUACCGUCUUUAGUCAUAAAAACAUGGAGCUAAAUGUCUAUGGUGAUGAUGUGGAAGUGGAUUACAGAAGCUAUGAGGUUACUGUUGAAAAUUUCUUGCGUGUAUUAACAGGAAGAAUACCACCAAGCACGCCACGAUCUAAACGUCUUCUUUCUGAUGACAGAAGCAAUAUUCUUAUAUAUAUGACAGGCCAUGGAGGAAAUGGUUUCCUAAAAUUCCAAGAUUCUGAAGAAAUCACAAAUGUAGAACUUGCUGAUGCCUUUGAACAAAUGUGGCAGAAAAGAAGGUACAAUGAAUUGUUGUUUAUUAUUGAUACUUGUCAAGGAGCAUCUAUGUAUGAACGAUUUUAUUCACCUAAUAUAAUGGCCUUGGCUAGCAGCCAAGUAGGAGAAGAUUCUUUAUCACAUCAACCUGAUCUUGGGAUUGGUGUUCAUCUUAUGGACAGAUACACAUUCUACGUACUAGAGUUCUUGGAAGAAAUUCACCCAGCCAGUCAGACAAAUAUGAAUGACCUAUUUCAGGUCUGUCCAAAAAGUUUGUGUGUUUCAACACCUGGACACCGAACCGACCUCUUUCAGCGAGACCCACAAGAUGUUCUGAUAACAGAUUUCUUUGGCAGUGUGAGAAAGGUGGAGAUUACAUCAGAGAUGGUUUCUUUGGAAAGCAGCCUAGCUGGUUUUGAAAGCAAGCUUCCAAAAGAUGAGUUGGCAACAGAACCACUAAAAUAUGCAGAACAACUUCCUGUGGCUCAAAUAAUACACCAGAAACCAAAACAAAAGGACUGGCAUCCUCCUGGAGGAUUUAUUUUAGGACUCUGGGCAUUGAUCAUCAUGGUUUUCUUCAAAACAUAUGGAAUCAAGCACAUGAAACACAUCUUCUGA
This is a messenger RNA of Indicator indicator, 1179 nucleotides long. RefSeq names its product phosphatidylinositol glycan anchor biosynthesis class K (gene PIGK). Gene Ontology annotation, cellular component: GPI-anchor transamidase complex. Gene Ontology annotation, biological process: proteolysis; protein localization to cell surface; attachment of GPI anchor to protein. NCBI's taxonomy places the organism in Eukaryota, Metazoa, Chordata, Aves, Piciformes, Indicatoridae. The transcript has 11 exons. Gene Ontology annotation, molecular function: GPI-anchor transamidase activity. Bases 1 to 1179 code for a protein of 392 amino acids. The record is from RefSeq and is a predicted model, not a curated record.